AUCAUUCACACAACAACAGCUUGUAAAGUAAUAUCGACUUUCUUCAACUCAUCAACCUACCAAACCAAAUAAAAACCAAAAAUGAACGCCAUCAUGAAAAUCACAUUAGCCGCCGUUGCAGUUUUCGCGUCCGCCAUGAUGACCGCUUCUGCCAAACCAGCUGAACUCGUGCCCGCCGCCGCCAUCGCUCCAGUGGCCGUUGCUACGCCCUACGCUAGCUCGUUCACGUCUCACAGCGUGGCCCAUAGCGUAGCCACUCCGGUCGUGCCAGCCGCUCCGUACGUGGCCGCCGCUCCAUACGCCGCGGCACCAUACGUCGCAGCGCCUUACGCGGCCACACCUUACGUCGCCGCGGCACCUUACGCGGCCGCUCCUUACGUCGCUUCGCCUUACGCGGCCUCUCCUUACGGUUACUACCCAUACGCCGCUCCGGCUUACCUGUAAAGGGCGUUCCGACAACGACCACCACAAAGCAGUCUCCAUGCGACAACGGACUAGAGACGACCGCAACGACAACUGCUAAGGCUAACGCCACUGAUUCUUUUCAUUCUCAUAAUAUUUAUAUCGCAUUAUUAAUACAAAUAUCGUACAGACGAUAUAAAAUUAUAUAAUUUGUAAACAUAAAAACCGGAAAUGUCACCGUGACACGAAUGUAAUGAUAUAUCGUGCGUGUAUAUACAUGCAAAAAUAGUGAAAAAUGUAAUGUAGGUACUAUAAUAUAAUAAAAUAUGUAAAUAUAUAAUAUAUAAUA
Molecule: messenger RNA, 751 nt
Organism: Acyrthosiphon pisum (pea aphid)
Lineage: Eukaryota; Metazoa; Arthropoda; Insecta; Hemiptera; Aphididae
Source: RefSeq, marked validated